UUGCUUCUCCCUGGAAGUGUCUUUCUUUCGGGUCGGUAAUACCCUCUCGAACGUGGUGGAUAUGUCAAGACUGUCGGAGUUGCAGCUCACAGACCACGUUCCCAUCUUUGUUUACCUCCGUUCACUGGAUUCUCCGGCUUCCACAGAAACAUUAUCUCGCAGUGGAAAUGCCACAGGUGGAAGAGAAGUCAAAGAAUAUCUUCUCUCUUUCACCUCACAACGAGGUGAAAGGGGCUCAGUGUGUGAAAUGAAUGAACUAUCUCAGUAUAGUCCUCUGACAAACAUUUUGUUGAUCUCAGAAGCUGAGUCGCUCUCGUCCAGGUUAGAGGCAAUGAAGCCAUUGGAAGUGAAAUUAAUUCAUAUCAGCAUUGAUGCUAUAUAUGAGUUUCUUCAAGACACAUCAAGUGGUAGUGUAAAAGAGAAGGGUCAAGACAAUGUCGCUUCUCAGGAAAUACAGACUAAGCAUGGACUUAGGCGAAACAUUACUCAUGUAGAGCAUAGGAGCUCGCUUCAGUUGCCAUUAGUCCCUGGAACUUCUUCAAAUCACUUGGACAGAAAGCAAGAAAUAAGCCAUAGAACUGGUGCUUUGGAACAGCCUGGUAGCGUCUACCGAAACAACCCUUCAAUCUUUGGAGUUCGUGGAGAAAAUGCCAAGGAAUCUUUGUAUUCAUCAGAAGGAAUAUUGCAAAUUCUUGAGUCUUCAUUUCAAAGGUUGAGAUUUUUUGGCCUUGGGAUAUCAAACCAGACAAGUAUCAGAUUCACAACCGCAUCUCAGGAUAGAGGGGAGUCAUGUGACAGCUCUUCGCUCACAGAAACCUUCCAGUUUCUUCCAGACAUGAUAUUUAACACUUCUGCCGUAGCAAAUGUGAAAGUAGAUGCUCUACCAAGUGAUGCUGGAGCUUACUACAUAUGUUUACAAAAUGAAAGUGCACCUAAUUCCUGGAUACACCAGGGGGAUGAAAUUGGAGUCCGCAUUCAAACAUUUUCCAAGUCCAUGCCUUUAUGGUUGAGCCUGCUUUUCAUAUUCAUCCUCCUCCUUCUCUCUGGAAUGUUUUCGGGCCUGAACCUGGGACUUAUGGCUCUUGAUCAAACAGAACUGAAAAUCGUGUCUAUGGCAGGGAAUGCAAAGGAGCAAAAAUAUGCCAAAGCCAUUCUCCCCUUAAGACGCUUGGGAAACUAUCUCCUGUGUUCACUACUCCUUGGAAAUGUGGUGGUGAACUCCACAUUGACUAUCCUGAUCGAUGACCAAGUGGAUGGAUUAAUAGCCAUCCUUAUAUCAUCACUGGGUAUCACCAUAUUUGGUGAGAUAGUCCCUCAGGCCAUCUGCUCUCGCCAUGGACUUGCCAUCGGAGCUUGGACUUCUCCACUGACAAAAAUUGUGAUGGUCCUCACAUUUCCGCUGUCAUUUCCUAUCAGUAAAGCACUUAACUGGGCCCUUGGUGAAGAGGUUGGAAAUGUGUAUGAUCGUGAACAUCUUAAGGAACUUAUGCGGGUGAGCAAAUUUAAGGAUAUUGAGAAGGAAGAAGUAAAUAUCAUUUCUGGUGCCCUUGAUCUGAAGAAGAAAACUGUUGCUGAUGUUAUGACCAAAUUGGAAGAUGUCUUCAUGCUUCCGUAUGACGCUGUCUUGGAUUUUUCUACUAAAUACGAAAACAAGGCAAGUUAUUCACGUAUACCCAUCUAUGAUGGGUCCCACAACAACAUAGUAUCAGUGCUGUUUGUCAAGGACUUGAUGUUCAUGGAUCCUGAUGACAACAAACCACUAAAAACCUUGUGCAACUUCUAUAAGAACCCUCUCUUCUUUGUGUAUGAGGAUACAACCCUUGAUGUCAUGUUCAAUGAGUUCAAAGAAGGCAGUAAGGGACAUCUAGCAUUUGUGCAACGGGUUAACGCAGAUACUGAGAAGGAUCCUUUCUAUGAAGUUCUUGGGAUUGUAACAUUGGAAGAUGUUAUUGAAGAAAUCAUUCAAGCUGAAAUCAUUGAUGAGACAGAUGUAUUUACACCUGCUCUGCCCCGCUCUGUAGCUGACAAUCGCACUUGGAAGAGGAGGAUGCGAAAUGAGCUGAAGCAUGAUUUCUCAGUUUUUGCUCAGCAAAGAGAGACCCAUCGUGUUCGGAUGUCACCCCAGCUUGCUCUUGCUGCCUACCAGUUCCUUUCAACUUCUGUUGAUGCUUUCAAGCCCUCCAUGAUUUCAGACAGGGUCUUACGUCAGCUGAUCAACCUUGAUGUGGUCCGUCAGAUAAAGAUGCCAAAAGAGGGACCUCCAAAUCCCAAUGAUAACUCCUUCUUCAUUUACCAGCUAGGAAAGCCAGCUGACUAUUUUGUGCUCAUCCUUGAAGGCAGAGUGUCUGUAAUGGUCACUCAAGAGAACUUGACUUUUGAGGCUGGUUCCUUUGCCUACUUUGGUGUCCAGGCACUUGCUCUCAGUCCAGAUUCAGCCACAUCUGUUAGUGGGCCUCUACCAGGCAGUCAGCCAGCAACACCAAGCAUGGCAGGUCGAAAAUUUUUGGGUGGAGUCCCUGUGAGCUCAGGUACAGGCUCAUCUGGCAAUAUCCUGUCUGCACUCAUUCAGGAAUCCCCUACCAGUGGUUCACCUCAUCGGUUUUCUAAACCACGGCAAAGUGCACAAGCCUCGUUUUUUGUCCCUGACUACACUGUGAAAGCUGUGACAGAUGUCUUAUAUCUUUGCAUCAGGCGAAUGCUAUAUCUUGCUGCUUGGCAAGCAUCCAUGCUCUACAGUCAGAAGAAAGAAGAGGAGGCUGAGCAGAUUGAGUCCACCUUUGAAAAGAUAUUGCAAGAUGCAAACCCACAUGCAUCACCACGUUCAUCAUUUGCUGCAUUGGAAUACAGGAAGUCAUUCUUAGAUUCCAGUUCCAGCAGUGGUCAGUCACCCAUCCCCACACCUUCUCCACCAUCAACAUCAAAAACAUCUGAGAAACAUGUAACAAUUCAAGAUACUUCCUCGGACAAGAAUUUUGAUUCAUUGCAUUUGAAGAAGAAAAAUUUACAGGGGGAGCCUGGCUCUGAAGAUGACACUCACCCCCAGUCCUGACAGUCAAGCCAUGACUCUCUUUCUCUGUUAUCCAAUACCUAUGGCAAUCAAUUCAUCCACUGAGCCCCUUGACUUCCCUUUCCUCUUCUAUAUCUUUCAUUCAUCCUCUCUCUUGGCAUGAAUACACAUGUACUUUCUUAUCUCUGAGCUAUCCCUAAUCUGGCUGAUAUUGGAAACCAUGCAUCUUGAAGAUGUUGAAUUGUGUCUUUGCUAAUAGGCAUAAGCUUAUAUUUGAAGCUUCCUUGUAGGACAAAUGGCAUUAUUAGAUGAUCCUACUUCAGUUUGUGUAUCUGAUAGGUACAUCACAUAAUGAUGCCCCUCAUCUAGAAGGUCUUGGAUGACAUCAUUGUGCAUUAUUAGAAAACUUCAAUUGUGUGGCUUGAUAGCAGCAAUGAUGAUCUGAUGACCUAUUUUGGCAGGUAUUAUAGUUGGCAUGUUAUAUGGAGUUUCAUCAUCCUAUGAAAUGAGAGGAUGAAACAGCAUUUUGUGUGGUUUUUGUCAUCUCUUUCCACAGGAUUAUGUAUACAAUUCAGAAUGUAUAUCUGCAUCAAAGUAGUGAUUCCAGCUAACUUACCCACCUUAAGAACAUCUGGUUGAGAGAGGACAGCCUGCAGAUCUAUUGUUGAGGUUCUGUAGGUGUCUGACACCAAAAGAAAUUCAUAGCUGAUAUUCUGGAAUGCCUAGCAUGUUCCACUGUCGUCAGAGCCAUGAUUUCAGCUGGUUCUACGGACCCAUUGUUUCUUCUGUCGUGUCACCUAGGUCAGAAGCCUCUUCCAUUGCUCAGUAUGGUACUAGGCUUAUAUUACUCAUGGCAGUAGCCAGUAGCCAUUUUCCUCAGGUUUAUCUUUGCUCUCUUUGUCAUGGUUUAUCUUUGUCUACAUUUUUUUAUUAUUUAAACUUCCUUGAACAGGAUUCCUUCAUAUUCUCUUUCUGAAUUCAGAUUUUAAAUGCUGCAUGUCCUUUCCAUCUUAUGCUUCUUUCUUGUGGUCUCUGUUCACUUGCAGACUUGAAGGCUGUUCACCAAAUCC
Messenger RNA from Darwinula stevensoni, 4077 nucleotides. The record is from the annotation of a GenBank genome assembly. Lineage: Eukaryota; Metazoa; Arthropoda; Ostracoda; Podocopida; Darwinulidae.